This is a messenger RNA of Antechinus flavipes (yellow-footed antechinus), 1138 nucleotides long. Its product is annotated as kallikrein-7-like. Gene Ontology annotation, biological process: proteolysis. Lineage: Eukaryota; Metazoa; Chordata; Mammalia; Dasyuromorphia; Dasyuridae. The transcript is spliced from 6 exons. The record is from RefSeq and is a predicted model, not a curated record. Gene Ontology annotation, molecular function: serine-type endopeptidase activity. Bases 303 to 1064 code for a protein of 253 amino acids.
CCGACCCAGACCCCACGCAGGGAACCUCUGUUGUUUAUCUUGGCCCUUCCCGCGGUCCGCGGGGGACUGAGCUCUGGGCCAGGGCGGAAGAGAGCGCGGGGGAAGGCGAGGCAGGGGCAGCUAUAAGAGUUGGGAGCUUCUUGGGAGCCGGGCCCCGGAGGUUGGACCGAAGAUUGCGGAGGGAGGGGAGCCCAAGCUCACGGCGUCCCCUGCUCGGAGAAGAGACUGAGGCCCUCCAGGAGAGAAGUCCCUCCAAGGGGGUGAGCCAUCUGGGAGACAGAAGCAGCCAAGAAGACGUGGCCAUGGCCCCUAACCUUUGGCAAUUACAGCUGCUAAUGCUGGCAGUUGUCCCCUGGGCCCAGGAAAGUGAGCCAGAGGCUAAGGAGCAAAUAAGCACUGCAGGGAAGAACUGUACAAGAUCGGAACACCCAUGGCAUGCGGUCCUUUUAAAUGGAUCUCACCCCUACUGUAGUGGAGUGCUUUUGGAUAGGAACUGGGUGGUCACAGCUGCCCACUGCUACUUAAGAAAGUACAAUGUCUACCUGGGCAAACGCCAUUUCAAGAAGGAGAGGCGGGUUGUCAAGAUCAAGGCAUACAGGUCUUAUCUCCAUCCUGAGUACUCUCCAGACACCCAUACCAAUGACAUUAUGUUGAUAAAGCUAAGUAAGCCAUUCCCAUUGGGGAAUCAAAUUGAACCUGCCAAUCUACCCACCAAGUGUGUCUCACCUGGUACCACCUGUACAGUCUCUGGCUGGGGCAUCACCAGCAGCCCAAAAGAGACAUAUCCAGAUAAGAUCCAGUGUACAGAUGUGAAUGUCCUCUCCACUUCAGACUGCAAGAAGAUUUACCAGGAUAAAAUACAGGACUCCAUGUUGUGCGCUGCCCUCCCCAAUUCUACAGUCAACGCUUGCAACGGCGACACUGGGGGACCCUUGAUAUGUGAUAAAUCCUUGCAGGGCCUGGUAUCCUGGGGAGGUUCCACUUGUGGCCAGCCCAAUGAGCCUGGUGUCUACACUAAUUUUUGCCGGUUUUUGCCCUGGGUUACAAAAAUCAUGAAGAAUUAAAAAAAAGUGUGUGUGUGUCUUGGUGGAGGAAAGGGUACUUGGGGGUUGAACUCCAAAUAAAUGUGAUUUCUACA